Molecule: messenger RNA, 3808 nt
Organism: Scomber japonicus (chub mackerel)
Lineage: Eukaryota; Metazoa; Chordata; Actinopteri; Scombriformes; Scombridae
Product: microtubule-associated protein 4-like
Exons: 16
Coding region: 1-3456 (1151 amino acids)
Biological process (GO): microtubule cytoskeleton organization; neuron projection development
Cellular component (GO): neuron projection
Molecular function (GO): microtubule binding
Source: RefSeq, a predicted model, not a curated record
AUGGACCUGAGCCUGCGAGACGCUCUGGGUGGGGGUGGAGGCGGAGUCCCAGGAGGAGCCCCCGCCGAGGCCCUGCUGAAACGAGACUUCAUGGCCACGCUGGAGAAAGAGAGCUACGAUGACAAGGUGGGAGAGACGGUUUCCAAGAGCGACUACCGACCCUUGCUGGACGGAAAGGACACCAAGAGUGGUCCUGGGAUGAUGUCAUCGUCAAUGUUAUCAGGGGGACGCCAAGACCCAACAGGACAGUCUGCCUUCAGCUCUGACUACCUGUCUGGUCCUACGAUGGGUGGGAUGACAGAUCAGUGGAGCCAGAACAAGACAAAGGACAGCAGCAUGACUGACUCAUUUCUAGGAUUCUCUCAGUCUGGGAUGGGUGGGACCAACCUGCCACCGUUCCAGACCAACAUGGGCUCUGCUCUCGGCCAGUCCGGUAUGGGCUCAGCUAUGGACUCCCAGAAGAGUUCAGGCCUGUUUGGUAUGGAAUCCAAAACCACCAGUAUUACCAGUGGAAGCAGCCCUUUUAAAUCCAGUGAGCCAUUUUCUUCCGGUGGCCCAGGAAUCCAAUCUAUGGAUCACACUACAGCUCCCAUCCUCUCUCCCAGCGGCUCAGUGGACGACAGCAGUCCCUCUUCCUCCACCUCUGAACCCCUCAGCCCCGAGAGAGCGGGACUGGGGGGCGAGGCUGGCAAGCAACAGCAGAGACGGAGGAAGAAGAAGAGGAAGGGCCGCGACGAGGUCUACGACUUCUUGGAUAGCCAGCAGAAUAACAUCAACCAAUCUGACAAGCAUGGGAUGCAGGAUAAGGGUGGUCAGGAGGCGGAGGAGGAUGAGGACGAGGAAGAGAACUGGGAGUGGGAGAUCAGAGAGAGUGGAGGAGGGGGUAGAGUGAGAGGCAGGAAGGGUAAGAGUCGGGCAAGACUUCCAGAGGAAUGGGGAGCACCCCACAAGCCUGACUCUCCUACAUUGGCCACAGAAGCCAAAGUGGCUAACUCUGGUCCUUCUGACUUCAAAGCUCUGAACUCCAACUUUAGCCCUGUUUUGCCCUCAGCUCCUGCACAAAUACCCACAAGCUUCACCAACAGUUCCCAUGCUAGCCUUGUAACAGAUUCAUCUCCACGCUUUUAUGAGCCCAUGUGUGUAGCAGACUUUCCUGUGUCCACUAAAGAUGGACAAAAGGCAAAUGAAGAGAAAGUUCCGACCAGCAAACCUGAACCUAACGUUAGCUUAACAGCUGCUGGCAACAAGAGUAGUUUAGCUGGGGACGUUAGCAGUAGUCUAGCAUUGAUGACAGGGGACAAUCUGAGCCCUGUCUCCCAGACCUUCUCUUUCCUCGAUUCAGUCCUCCAGACCCCUCCAGGCUCCACUCCUGACUCACAGACAACCACCCCUAUCACCAACACCCCCUCCCUUGCUACCGCUCCCCUGGCAAAGUCCACACCAGCAGGAACAGCCGCCCCUGCUUCACAAACCUCUUCGGUUUUCAGCCCCUCCAAGAACACUCCAGAACUCCCACCUGCUUCUGCUUUCUCCACCAAAUCAUCACCCUUAGCUUAUGCAGAAACACACCAUCCUACUGCUGCAGUCGGGUCGGCCCUCAACGUCGACGCCAAGCCUUUUGUCCCCUCAGCCUCACUCAUAUCCUCCACAGCCACCCCCACUACAACUGCAGCCUCCUCUGGAACUGCUGCUAUUGCAUCCACUACCACCUCUAUCAUGCCCCUCAGUUCCACUAUCACUCCCACUAAAAGCGAAGUCACCCAUCUCUCAUCGUCAGGCACUCCCCUUCAAGCUGUAGCCAACCCCUUUAGCACAGCCACUACCUCUCCCUCGAUCACCCCUGCAGCCCCUCCCUCUCUCCCUGCACACUCAGAGCACCAGGAGUCCUCAUCGCCACUGCUCCCCCCACUGGAAGUGAAAUCUGACAACAAGGACAAGCAGGAGAAGACAGACAUCAACAAGACAGAGAAGAUGGACACCUCUGACAAGAAGGAGAAAGAGGAGCAGCAGAAGAAGGACCUCAGCCCAGACAAGAACCUGAAGUCUGAGAAGAUCCUCAAAGACGAGGAGAAAAACAACAAGGCCAACGAGAAGGCGGAGAAGGUGGACAAGCCCGAGAAGACCGACAAAGAUGAGAAGAAGGAAGAGGAGAAGAAGCCGGAUGAUAAGAAGGACGAGAAGGGUAACGGGAAAGGGAACGGCAAGUCUCCAACAGGAAACGGCGGCAAGUCUCCAACAGGCAACGGCGGCAAGUCUCCAACAGGCAACGGCAGCAAGACCCUGCCAAGCCCUGACAGCAAGAGCAAGCCUGACGUGGGUUCAACCAAACCAAACUCCCGCCCAUCCACCCUGUCCACCAGUGGCGAGGCCAACGCGGCCAAACGCCCUUCCCCCACCACAGCCUCAGCCAAUAAAAAAAGCCCUGUACCCAAGACCACCACACCCACCGCCACUAAGCGGCCGCCUACAGCAACAGCCAAGGAUGCCAAGACUCCAGAGAAUGGUACGGCUGAGAAACGUACCACUGCCAAGUCCACUCCUGCUCCCCGUUCAACUCCUACUAAGAGCGCUGUGUUCACCUUUACAGCAAGCAAGACUGACAAGACUGACAAGACUGACAAGACUGAGAGCAAGACAGGAGAGGCCAAGAAGCCCAAACCUACAGCUCGUCCUCGCCCAGCCUCCACCACCACUCCUGCUACCCCACCUGCAACCAAUGGUGACUCCGCUACCAGUCACCGCCGCCGGGUCAUCACCAAACCUCCCGUGCCCAAGCAGACCGCGCUGGAGAAAAAGCCACCGGUGCCCCGUGCUCCUCGAACCCCCCGGCCCAUCAACGCACCCACACCGGAUUUGAAGAACGUCCGCUCCAAGAUCGGAUCCAUUGACAACAUUAAGUAUCAGCCUGGUGGAGGAAAGGUCUCCUCCACCCCGAACAAGACAUCAGACCCCUCCAACCCUGCGGCCAAGGCCAGAGUUCAGAUAGUGCACAAAAAGCUGGACUUCAGCCAUGUCACGUCUCGCUGUGGCUCCAAGGACAAUAUGAAACAUGUCCCUGGAGGUGGCAAUGUGCAGAUCCUGAAUAAGAAGGUUGAUGUGAGCAAGGUGACGUCCAAAUGUGGCUCCAAGGACAACAUCAAACAUAAGCCAGGUGGUGGUGAUGUCAAGAUUGAGUCCCACAAGCUAAACAUUAAGGCUAAGUCUAAGAUUGGAUCUAUGGACAAUGUGGGUCCCGGCAAUGGACAGACCAACGGACACAAGGAUGAGAAGGCAGAGGAGAAAACAUCACCACCAAGUGAUGCUCCAGCAACUGGACAAGCAGGCGUUGCCAAGGCAACAGCACCAGGAGGUGUUGCUAAGGAGAAUGGGGUGAAGGAGCCCACAGCUACUCCUUUUGGGGGGGACGGACUGAGGGAGCCCCUUAGCAUAGACAAACGCAUCACUGAGACAAAUUGAGUCUCAGUGACCUGUAGUUUUUUGGCGGGACACGCAUGGCGCUCGCCGACCUGCCAAUCAACCAACCAACCAACCUACCACGGCGCAGUCACUUCCCUCUGACCUGCCCUCCAUCUCGCCCACCGCAGCACCAAACUGACCGUUCGCCUCUCAGUGUUUCUCUGGGGUCCGCCGCCAGCUUCCUGCUAUCAAUCCUGACCUUUGACCUCUCAGUGCCCUUGGGUUGACCUUUGGCCCUGCCUACCACAGAGAAGAGCACUUGCUGUUUGUCUGUGUUUCUCUGUGUGGGGUUCCACCAGCUUCUCGACUGACGAAGUUCCCUUGUAAGCACCCCGAACCCCGAAUCUAACAA